Molecule: messenger RNA, 1114 nt
Organism: Diuraphis noxia (Russian wheat aphid)
Lineage: Eukaryota; Metazoa; Arthropoda; Insecta; Hemiptera; Aphididae
Gene: Nop60B
Product: dyskerin pseudouridine synthase 1 Nop60B
Biological process (GO): box H/ACA sno(s)RNA 3'-end processing; rRNA pseudouridine synthesis; mRNA pseudouridine synthesis
Cellular component (GO): box H/ACA snoRNP complex
Molecular function (GO): RNA binding; pseudouridine synthase activity
Source: RefSeq, a predicted model, not a curated record
AUGUCCCCUGAAACACUAAAUAAUCGCUCUACAGAAGUAUUGGAUGCUAAAGCUGUGUUAGCAACACGACUUGUUAAAUCACAACAAUCUAGUGGAAAAGAAUAUAUUUCUAUUUUUAAACUUCAUAAUCCAGUUGAAAACGUUCUACAGAUUAAAAAAACACUGGAAUCUUUACGUGGAGCUCUUUUCCAACGCCCCCCUUUAAUUGCUGCUGUAAAACGUCAAUUGCGUAUUCGUACUAUAUAUGAAAAUAAACUAUUGGAUUAUGAUGAGGAAGCAAAUGUAGGAGUAUUUUGGAUUAAGUGUGAGGCUGGUACUUAUGUAAGAACACUAUGUGUUCAUAUGGGUCUAAUGUUGGGAACUGGAGGCCAAAUGAUAGAACUUAGAAGAAACCGUUCCGGUAUUACAAGUGAAGAAGAAGGCCUUGCAACAUUACAUGAUGUUUUGGAUGCACAAUGGAUGUAUGAGAACAAUAAAGAUGAAUCUUAUUUAAGAAGAGUAGUCAGACCCCUCGAAGGCAUACUUACAAAUUAUAAACGUGUAUUUGUUAAAGAUAGUGCCAUCAAUGCAAUUUGUUAUGGAGCUAAAAUUAUGUUGCCUGGAUUAUUACGUUAUGAUGAUGGUAUUGAACUAAACAUGGAAAUUGUCAUUGUUUCCUCUAAAGGAGAAGCUGUAGCUUUAGGUAUUGCAUUGAUGACAACAGCUACAAUUUCAAGUUGCGAUCAUGGUAUUAUUGCCAAGAUCAAAAGAGUAUUAAUGGAUCGAGACACCUAUCCUCGUAAAUGGGGACUGGGACCAAUGGCUAGUACUAAAAAGAGCAUGAUAAAAGAUGGUUUAUUAGAUAAAUAUGGCAAACCAAAUGAGAAUACUCCAGAAAAUUGGAAGCAAACAUAUUACAAGGAGCCAGUUGAAAAAGUGAAGACUGAAAAUGAAAGUGAAGAAAGUAGAAAAAGAAAACGACAGAGUACACCACCAGAUGAUACUUCUCAAAUAAAAGAUGAAAAAAAAGUUAAAAAAGACAAAAAAUUAAAGAAAGAAAAGAAAAUUAAGAAAGAAAACUUAGAUAUUAGCCAAGAGGAAGAAAAUUGAAUGYAUAAAAUCAGACUAUUGAAGA